GGUUACAGAGUGAGAGGGGCACAGUAGAUAAAGAGUAUUUAAAAAGACAGAAGGGAAAGCGAGUUAUAUAGAAAGACAAAAUAAAAGAGAAAGAGAUAAAGAAGGGGGAAAGAGAAAGACAGAGUGCUACAGAGAUGGAGAGAAAGAGAAUAAGCUAUUCACACGCACCAGAACGGCUUUGUAAAAGUUUCAGGAAUUUCGCUACUGUAUCAUUAUCUAAUUCAUCUAAAAUAUAAUUGAAAGAGAAGCUCCAUUAAUACUGAAACAAUUGCAUUUUCCUGUAAAGUAAACGAUACAACGUGUACUUGUGAAACACUUUCGCUACGCAUACACACGUAUAUGUAUAUACGUAGUAUAUAUACAUACACACAUGUAUGUUCUUUUGCCCCGUCAGCCCGGAUAGAACAGGCCUAUGCUCAAGUGUCCUGCCUUAGCCAUUUCGUAUAGGGGUAUAUCUGGUACAUUACCCUGUGUCGCUCACUUUUUAGGUCUGGGUAAUUUAAAGGAAUUGAGCUGUUAUUUCUAGCAGUUCGAGUGUCUGCCUUCGUUGCCUUGUAUGUAUGUUAUCAUUCAUGUAGUACAGCUAUUUGAUUCAAUUGAUCAAUCUCUUAAGAAAUCGCCUGUUGGUAUCGCAAGAGUAACCUGCUUUUCACCAAGUAACAUCCGAGUUUUAUCUCCUCCUGAUCACGAACUCUUUUUCUCUUAAUUUUUCCCGUUAGAUUAUUCACACCACAUCAUAACACAUUAUAUACAUCCAUACAGGCAUAUACAUAAAUCUUUGUGCGUGUGUGUGUAUAUAUAUAUAUAUAUAUAUAUAUAUAUACAUAUAUAAUCAGCCAACACUAAAACUUUCCGAAAUUAUAAUAGACAGAGUAUUUAUAUCAAUAUAUAAAGAUUGAGAAAUAUAAUUUAUAUACCCUGGCUUUCUCCCUUUCUCUCUGUACUCCUGUCUUAGUUUUUAUUCCUUGAAAGCAACUGGAGGCAUGUCGACCAGUGUCGAACGACAGUUUAAAGAGCAUGAUCAGAAUGGAUUAUGGAAUGGUGUCUUUAAAAAAUUAAAGAAAGCUGAAGAUUUAUCAGUUAUUGAUAACCGGCUAACUACAUUAGAAGCACGGAAACCAGAAAAUCGCAACAAAAAUCGAUAUAGAGAUGUAAAUCCAUAUGAUCACAGUCGUAUAAUAUUAGAUGUCAAUAAUGGUUGUGGAGAUUAUAUUAAUGCAAAUCUCAUCGAAAUUAGCAAGGCAAACCGGAGAUAUAUCCUCACACAGGGUCCUUUGGAAAACACAGUUGGCCAGUUUUGGCAAAUGGUCUGGGAACAGAACACUAUGGGUAUUGUUAUGCUCAAUAGAAUUAUGGAAAAAGGAACUGUCAAAUGUCAUCAAUACUGGCCACCAGGUUCCAAACAUGGCUAUGACGAAGACUUGACAUUUUCUGAUUCUGGUUUCAAAGUGGUUCUGUUAAAAGAAGAGGAAAAUGAACAUUAUAUUGUCCGAUCUUUAAGAUUGUGGAACCUUAAUAUAGAUGAGUCUCGCAAUGUGUUGCAUUUCCAGUAUACCACUUGGCCAGAUUUCGGAGUUCCAUCUUCACCACAUACUUUCUUAAAUUUCUUGAUGGCUGUUCGAGAGUCUGGAUAUCUAAAUAAUAAUGUAGGUCCUUGUAUAGUUCAUUGCAGUGCCGGAAUUGGUCGAUCGGGAACAUUUUGUUUAGUUGACUCAGCACUUGUUAUUGUUGAGAAAGACUGGAAUAUGGAUGUGAUUGAUGUUGAAAGUAUGUUGCAAGAUAUGCGUUAUUACCGCAUGGGACUAGUCCAAACACCUGACCAACUACGCUUCUCUUUCUUGUCUAUCAUUGACGGUGGCAAACAAAUCUUAAGCAAUCCUCCCCCCAUCAAGGAAGAUGAAAUAGACACGCAUACUAAAAGAUUGUUCUUCAAAAGGAAUUGCGAGAUGCCUCCAAUGCCUCCAAAGCGAACAACCAGCUUGAUGCCAGGCGAUGAAUUUGGAAAUGACUUGAUAUCAGAGAACGCUGAUUCUAAAGGUACCUCCAACUUUUUAACGACCAAUGGUGACCUAUCCCAAAGCUUGUCAGCUACCGACCACCUCACAAGUAACCAUCUGUCUUCUUCAGUACCCUCACAGAAGUCACAGUCGGACACUACCACCACUACUACUACUACAACUACUACUACUAACACUACAGUGUACAAAGAGAAAGAACAUCCUAAUGAGAGUGAGCCACAACAAAACAACAUCACUGCCCAGUUAUCAUCAUCAUCAUCAUCAUCACCACAAGCACCACUAUCUCACAAUGGUCAGACUGUUGAAUACUUACUAAGUGUUGGCAGUUCAACAGACCCAGUAAAUGUUGCUACAACAGGAGAGAGCGAUGUUGAUGGUUAUGAGUAUCGACGAAAGAUUCGAGAAGAGCGUAAGAGAAAUACUCAGAAACUAAUUGAAGAUAUGAAACGAAAGCAGAGAGAGUGUGAGCUGAUGCGGCAACGUAACCGAUAUUUGACACCUUUGUACAUCGGUAUUGUGUUAGCAUUAGGUGGCAGUCUUCUGCUUUAUCGUUACUACAACAAUGGAAACCAACAGUGACAGACUGGCUUGUCACAGUUUUCUCACUGGUUUUUUUUUUUAACCCCCACCGAAUGUAACAUUAUUUUUCACUUGGUUGUAAGGAAUACUUUGGGGAAAUGAGAAAAGAAUAUAUAUAACUAUCUUAUGUUGAUUUUUUUUUCAAAUAAAACUUUAAUAAAAAUGAAUGAAGAAAAAUAAAAGAAAAUGCAUUUUUUUUUUCCCAGGAAAAUAAAUUUCCAUUUCAAAAGAAAAUUUUUUUUUUAUUAAAAAAGGGCCCUAUGGGUUUUCUAGGCAAGAAGGACCUAUUUCCCCACUUUUGUAGGAUAUAUUUUCAGAGGGAAAG
Octopus sinensis (East Asian common octopus) is the source of this 2922-nucleotide messenger RNA. RefSeq names its product tyrosine-protein phosphatase non-receptor type 1. The coding region runs from base 984 to 2597 and encodes 537 amino acids. The transcript has 10 exons. Gene Ontology annotation, molecular function: protein tyrosine phosphatase activity. The record is from RefSeq and is a predicted model, not a curated record. Gene Ontology annotation, biological process: protein dephosphorylation. NCBI's taxonomy places the organism in Eukaryota, Metazoa, Mollusca, Cephalopoda, Octopoda, Octopodidae.